GCCGCUCUCUUCCCGCGCGGGCACUCCGGGAGAGGGGCGGGCCUGACAAGGCAUUGCUAAGCGACAAAGAUGCGCGCGGGGUCAGCCCGGUGAGGGAGCGGAGCUGGCGGAAGCCCCCAGGUAGCUGCGGGAUGGACCGCAGGUGAGACCGAUCCUUCUCCCGGGGACCGCAGGAGGCCUGGGGAGGACUUAGGGUGAGAUUAACACAGCGUCGGGUCAGGUUUGCUAGGGUCCGGAGUCUCUUUUUCAACCGCACUGGAACUACAACUCCCAAGAUGCUCCACAUCCUUUGGCAGCUCCAGCCCAGGACUUCACCAUCGGGGUCCCGUAGCGUCUUACGUUCCGCUUUCCAAGUGGCUCCAAGGGCUUUUCUUUUUCCUCUAGGGGUGUCCAGUGUCAUCUUGGGAGUUCAAUUUCUGAAUUUUAAAACUGCCCCCAGAUUCCGUCUGCCAAUUUUCUCCAUCCAAGACAGCCCCUUUGAGGAUACUCCCCUGGAUCAAAGCCACUACUGGCCAUCCCAAAGCCAGACCUGGCACCCCAAGACCCUGAGCCCAUCCAGGUCCCGGGGGUCCAGGCCCCCAGAAGCUCCCAAGGCUCUGACCACAGGUCCCAACUCCUCUGAACUGUUUGAAGAGUCCUGGCCGUCCAGCUCAGGAACCCCUUCCCCACCCAGCACCACUGAAGGACAGAUGGGAGCCUCCCAACCACCCACCCUGGUUGACAGCAGGGAGUCUGUGGUGGCCAAGUACAUAAACCGGUUCCGCCAGGCUCAGCCCACAAGCCGAGAGGAACGCCAGCCUGCAGGCCCAACCCCAGCUGACUUUUGGUGGCUACGGCCUGGAUCUCCAGACACCCUGAGUCAACUUGCAGCAGCAGGAGUCAGUGAACCAGAAGGAAGACCGAGCACAGCAGUCCCAACUCUUGCAAAGGUGGCCAGCGCAUCUCAGGCUAAGGCUGUGACUCCCCUUAAGGAAAUGAAGCAGAGCCUCAACACAUGGAACUCAUCCCUGCUGGACCUGGAGACACUGAGCCUGCAGAGCAGAGCUGCCAGGCUGCUCAAACGCAGCAAGGCCUCCAUUUCCUCCUCCUCACUCAGCCCUAGCGAUACCAGCAGCUCCUCAUUCCCCGUCAGCUCUGAUGGGCUCUCUCCCUUCUCCGCGACCUUCAUCCCUGACUCCAGCAAGGGCUCUGACCCCAAGGCACACGUAACACCAGCACCUGCCCCCAUCCCUGCUCCAGCCCCGGUCUCCUCCCAGGCACCCCUGCGUCCAGAGGAUGAUAUUCUAUACCAGUGGCGGCAGCGGCGGAAGCUUGAACGGGCUCGAGGAGGGCAGGGUGAUGGAACCUGGGUACUACCCCGGACUCCUUCCCUCACCACUCUAGUCCCUGCCCCCGUUUGUCUACAGGCCCUUCCUGCCCCUGCAGAGACCCUUGGCUCCCUGGGAACCCAGCCUACCUGUGUCCCACAUUGGGCCACUGUGGCCCGACCGGGGCCCCUGGAGGCCUUCUAUAUGGAGAGGCCUCCUAUUCCCCCAGGGUUCUCUCCACACAUCUUUUGGGGCCCCAGCCCCCAUGGGUUCUUCUGGGCCCCGCAGUCUGGUCCCUGGAUAUCUCUCGGGGCCAUUCCUCCCACGCCCUCUACCCUUGCGCCUCCGGCUGCCACCUCGGCACCCGCAGCCUCCACCCUCCCGCCCCCAGCCGCCCCCCAGGACCCGCCCACUCCUGUUCCAAGCUGCCGGGCGCAGCCCGAGAAGCAGGGCCCCAAGCCUCGGAGUAGGGGAGCCCCAGGCCCGGAGUCCUCUGGGACAGUCGUGGCAGCUGACGAGGGUCCUGGCCCGCAGCUCAGAGGCGCCCUGGGCCAAGUAGUAUCCGCUCGGCUCUUCCCGGACAGCCUGGAGGACACGCCCCCUCACCUUGAGGGCCCACCUCUGCCCAAGGCUGGAUCUCUGAAAGUCAAGGCCACACACCCCCAAACCAAGAUUGCGCCAUCUCGCUCAGAGGUCACUCCCCCUCUAUCUGGAUCACGAUUUCCCAAAGCACAGACUCCGCCAAAUCGGUCUAAAGCCGAGUCUCGGAAAGCUCAGGCCACGCUCCCCCUAGCGGUGUGGGAGCCUCGGAAAGACAAAGACACUCCCUUGGCUGAAGCUGGGUAUCAGCUGCCCAAGGUCCCGCCCCCUCCAGCUGAGGAGGCGUCCCCUGGCCCCGAGGCCCCGCCCCCUCCCUCCAAGGCGGGGCCUCUCGGGGAGGUGGCUACGCCCCCCACCGCUGCUGAGCACGCCCCCUCAGAAGAUCUGCUCUGCCAGGCUGCCCGACUUCUGGAGGCGGCAGAAGACUCUGACGGCAGCGAGUUCCAGGACGACCCGGUACUUCAGUUGCUAAGAGUUCAGAGGGCCGAGCUGAGACGGCAGAAAAGGGAAGUGGACGCCCAGCUAUCCCUCUUACUGGAGCACACUGAAGACUCAGGGACUUGGUCUCCUCCAACCAGGUCGCCCCCCAGGUCCCCAGGAAGGCGGCCGCAGAGGGGAGGAGCUUCUCUUGAGAACAGACGGCGCUGAGUUGUACAAGUUAUAUUUUUCCCAAUAAAAUUUU
Zalophus californianus (California sea lion) is the source of this 2589-nucleotide messenger RNA. RefSeq names its product proline and serine rich 3 (gene PROSER3). The coding region runs from base 276 to 2555 and encodes 759 amino acids. The record is from RefSeq and is a predicted model, not a curated record. Lineage: Eukaryota; Metazoa; Chordata; Mammalia; Carnivora; Otariidae. The transcript has 11 exons.